This is a messenger RNA of Salvelinus fontinalis (brook trout), 3542 nucleotides long. Its product is annotated as GTPase KRas. NCBI's taxonomy places the organism in Eukaryota, Metazoa, Chordata, Actinopteri, Salmoniformes, Salmonidae. Bases 269 to 835 code for a protein of 188 amino acids. The transcript has 5 exons. Gene Ontology annotation, molecular function: GDP binding; GTP binding; GTPase activity. Gene Ontology annotation, cellular component: plasma membrane. The record is from RefSeq and is a predicted model, not a curated record. Gene Ontology annotation, biological process: Ras protein signal transduction.
CUGCACCCGGUAUCCGCCCAUAUUCGCGUCAGGCCAACCUCAGCUGAAUCGAGAGUAGCAGGCCAAACGCUGUAUCAAAUGGAAAGUUAAAUCGAUUAAUGUCCUUACUUUUGUCUGCUUUUUUAAAAAGAAGUUACAUUUACACAAAUGCGGCCGUUUCAGUGUAAAGUAGGAAAUGCAGAGAUCGUGUGAAAAAGGAGGAUUAUCUGCUUGACUUCUUAUUUGGUCGCUACUUCGGACGCGGAACUCCACACGCUAUAGGUGAACGAUGACCGAAUACAAGCUGGUGGUGGUGGGAGCAGGAGGCGUGGGCAAGAGCGCACUCACCAUCCAGCUCAUCCAGAACCACUUUGUGGAUGAAUAUGACCCCACCAUCGAGGACUCAUACAGGAAGCAGGUGGUGAUUGAUGGGGAGACGUGUCUGCUGGACAUCCUGGACACUGCAGGUCAGGAGGAGUACAGCGCCAUGAGGGACCAGUACAUGAGGACAGGGGAGGGCUUCCUCUGUGUCUUCGCCAUCAACAACACCAAGUCCUUCGAGGACAUCCACCACUAUAGAGAGCAGAUCAAGCGGGUGAAAGACUCGGAAGACGUGCCCAUGGUGCUGGUGGGAAACAAGUGUGACCUGCCAUCCCGGACGGUGGACACCAAACAGGCUCAGGACUUGGCGCGCAGCUAUGGCAUCCCCUUCAUCGAGACCUCGGCCAAAACCAGACAGGGUGUCGAUGAUGCAUUUUACACAUUAGUGCGGGAAAUCCGAAAACACAAGGAGAAGAUGAGCAAGGAGGGCAAGAAGAAGAAAAAGAAGUCCAAGACAAAGUGUAUACUCAUGUGAAUAAUGACCAGCCCCCUUUUCAAGAUAGACAAAAAAAAUGUGUUAAAACAGUUCAAGUAAUACAUUUUUGUACAUUACGCUAAAUUAUUAGCCUCUUUAUCUUAGUACCCAAAAUACUGAAUAUGGAAAUGAACCCUAUUUUUCUGCCUUUUUCUCUUAUUUUGAAACCAAUAAGCUUUACUUUCUGUUUAGUGCCAGUUGCCCAGAAGUGUUGGUCCGAUAGGUUGAUUAUCAAUUAUGGUACAGUAAAACGAAAGGACUUUAUUCAACAGCCAAGUUCAUUACUGUAGGGAAAUUUUGGACAACAGAAAAAGCAAGCCUAAAAAGCUUAUUUUCCCUCUGCUGGAGAGCAUGAGAUGCUCUUAACAGUAUGGGGCGCCAAAUAGUUGAAUCCCAUUCCAUUGGACAAGGAGUAACAACUGGGAGGCAGGACCAACACUUGAUUGGGGGAAAUUCCAAAUGUCCCGGCCACUGUGUGUAAUAAUGCCCAUCCUCCGACUUUAAACUCCUAGAUAUGAUUCAAUAAUGUCAUGCUGUACUUGAAGCAUGCAUGUGAACUUUACUACUGUAUCUAGUUUAAAAAACGUCCUGGUUACCCAUUUUAAUUGAGUUGUAAUCUGUUAGUGCUUUUUUGUAAUUUGUGGGUAGUGAUUUCCUGCCUACAGGACUUUCCUUUUUGCAUGCAAUGUGUUCUUACUAGUCAAUGGGGAAUGGCACAGUGAUACUAAUACUGUACGAUACUGAUACAGCCACUAGGGCCAGGAACGAGGAGCUCCUGUCCAGUUGGGCCACAUAGGCUUUUAUAGUGUUUCGGGCCUCGAGUCAAUCUAUAUUCACCAUACCUGAUCUGAUCUUUUGUGUAGAAACCAGUUGUUAAAUGGUGGGAAACCUUUUCAACAACUGAAAUGCUCCAGGUGGCAGGUAAGAAACAAAAUAGAUAUUUUUUUUCAUAGCAUCAGAACAGCAAGAUUCUCAGUAAUGUUGAAGAGGACAUGCAGCUAAUGUGUUGCUCAGUGGCACUGCAUGUUGCUUAAACAAAUGCCUCUACACAAUCCAGUGUCUCCUGUAGUUUUAUCAUUCAAUUUGAUAUACCCUGCUCAUUCUGAAUGUUUUAAAAGAUAAGUUAAUUGUUCAUCAAGAGAUCUUAUUUGCACGGUGAAAUUUCCCUCAUAUCCUCAGGAUUGGUGUAUUUUGUGUCAUGUUCUGUGUUUUUGAAAGACAAACCUUUCCCAUUCAAGUGAUUUUACUGAAUUAACACAUUUUACCUCAUCUUAGUUAUUAAACCGGCAAAUCAAGAUUUGGUCUUCCUUGUUACAGCGUAACAUCCAAAUUGUUUUGAGUGCAAACAAAUAGCAUGCCUAAAUUAAACCUAAACUUUAAACCAAGUAAUCUAAUGAUGUAUAUGUGUUAUUCAGGUGAACUGUCUUAAAGAAUAGUGAGUUACUGUCUUCAGAUGCAAGACAUAAAAUACCCAUCAGAUCCUAACAGAAUAUGCCUUGCACAUUUCCCCAAGCCUUUGUACUUAUUGCUGCCAUAAAUGUACUUUCCUGUUUUUGGAUUGGCUAGAUUAGGCAAAGAAAAUCUUAAAGGCCUUUUUUUUAAUGUCCAAUCAUAGAUCUUCCUUUCUCUCUUUUUUUGUUUUGUUUUACUUCUACGAAAGAUGCACCCCCCUAGAAUCGUUGUCAUGCAAAGAGUGUUCAAAAAUCUAUUGCUCAUAUAAAUUUCUCAUUUUUCCUCGUGAAGUUAUAUUUUUUGGGUCAGAGCUUGGGUGGGAAGGUAUUGCGUGGGUUUUGCUGGGCUGUGUUUCAAGUGAAAUGACUGGUCCAGUCCAAUAAUUUGUCUAAUGAAUUCCUUACAAAGGUUGUUGCUUCCUAGUGAUGUAACUGGAGCUGAUGUCUGUAAAUGAGGCAAUUACCAUUAAAUUCAUUUUUAGAGAAAAAAAAGUAUUAAUUUAUAACACGGAAUAGUUGUUUUUCAGCGUUAUUUCACAACCUUAAUACCAGGGUUUUACCUUGAGGCUUCUUACACAUUGCCUUUUGGUUUUGCAUCGGGUGCUUCAGUCAGACAGCAGAGGGAUACAUGUGAGCCGAGACUGCAUUAGGCUUCUUCGUCACGUCUGUUCAACAGCUACAAACUCUGCUGUUUGAGAGGAAUGAGAUUCUAAAGUGAAACAUAAUAUACAAUACAUUUAUUAAGGAUUUAUUCUUUUUUGGCCCACUUUUAUUACCUCCUUUUUGUUCCUAAAGUUAGAUAUGAACUGUUAGCACAUUUUUGAUUAUGGGACGCCAUUUGUUAACUGUAUCACAAAAAGUAAUUCUACCAAAAUGUUCCACCUCCCUUUUAUUUUGCGUGCCAACUGCUGAUUUCUGAAAAGAAGUAGCAUUUAUACCUGGAUCGUAUUUAACAACCUUUUUGUAUAGUUGUGAUACUGAAAGGUGCACAUUUUGUAAAUUGUGCUUCAUUUCUUUGGUGUGUCUAAAUGAAUGUUGCUUUAAUGGAGUUUUCAGUACUCUCUCUCUUGUGUAUGAUGGGACUUGGGAGAGUGAUUGGGUCUAGGGGAGUGAAUGAAUGACCACUGUUGAACACAUCCAUAGAGAGCUCUCUUUGGUCACUGUGUUGAGUGGUGAUCUGAUCCCAAAUCUGUCUUUUUUUUUUGCCAUGAAUCUCACCACUCCUAUUUAAUGUGUAAUAAAGACAAAACAAUUAA